Athene cunicularia (burrowing owl) is the source of this 2151-nucleotide messenger RNA. It is a transcript of the gene MYOC, whose product is annotated as myocilin. The transcript has 3 exons. NCBI's taxonomy places the organism in Eukaryota, Metazoa, Chordata, Aves, Strigiformes, Strigidae. The record is from RefSeq and is a predicted model, not a curated record. Gene Ontology annotation, cellular component: Golgi apparatus. Gene Ontology annotation, biological process: signal transduction; osteoblast differentiation. The annotation marks the transcript as partial.
GCCUAUAGCGAGCUGCUGCGGGCCAAGUCCCAGCUGGAGGAGGAGAAGGGGCGGCUGGAGCGAGAGAAAGAGGAGCUGGGGAGGCGGCUGGAGACCAGCACCCAGGAGAUCACCCGGCUGCAGGCCACCCGCUGCCCCCCCGGUAGAGAAGGGCCCGGCCGCGACACCCUGCGUGCUCCCGGCAAAGCCCCCCGCUGGGUCCCACAGCCCCUCACCUACCAGGAACUGCAGUCGGAGAGAACGGAGGUUCCCGUGUCCCGGCCGCUGGAGGAGAUGGCACUCGGCCGCCCAGGGAGCAAGGACUCGGGCUGCGGUGAGCUGGUGUGGGUGGGGGAGCCUGUCGUCUUCGGCCGGGCAGAGUCCUUCGCCGGCAAGUAUGGUGUGUGGAUGAAGGACCCUGAGCCUGUGCCCCCCUUCACACGGGAGACCACCUGGCGUGUGGAUGCGGUGGGCGCAGAGGUCCGCCAGCUCUUCCAGUAUGAGGCGGCUGAGCAGCUGGCCCAGGGCUACCCCGCCAAGGUGCACAUCCUGCCGCGGCCCCUGGAGAGCACGGGAGCCGUUGUCUACCGUGGUGGGCUCUUCUUCCAGCUCCGCCGCUCCCGCACUGUGGCCCGCUAUGACCUGCGGGGAGAGGCCGUCACGGUUGAGAGGGAGAUCCCUGGUGCUGGCUACCAUGGGCAGUACCCCUACUCCUGGGGGGGCUACACCGACAUUGAUCUGGCGGUGGAUGAGACGGGGCUCUGGGCGAUCUACAGCACUGAGAAGGCCCGGGGGGCCAUCGUCCUCUCCAAGCUGGACCCCGAGACACUGAAGAUCCAGCGCACUUGGGAAACCAACAUCCGCAAGCGGGGGGUGGCCAACUCCUUCGUCAUCUGCGGCACCCUCUACACUGUCAGCAGCUACUCGGCACACAAUGCCACCGUCAACUUCGCCUACAACACAGCCACCAGCACCAGCCGGGCCCUCAGCAUCCCCUUUGAGAACCGCUUCCGCUACCUCAGCAUGGUGGACUACAACCCUGCUGAGCGGCAGCUUUUCGCCUGGGACAGCUUCAACAUGGUCACCUACCCUGUCCGCCUCUCCCCGGCAUAAGUCAGGGCCAGGGACAUGCCAGCUCAGCCCCUGCAAGCCCCAUAUGUGCCUCAGCACCCCGCUUUGCUCCCCAGCUUCCCCUGGUGUGGCCAGGAGCGCUGCCUUAGAGAGCCCUGAGUGAUGGUGGAGGCCACGUGCUGCCCAGCCACAUUGCCAUUGGGCCACCAACAUCCCUGCUGGCACCUCCAACAACAUCCCAUUGUGCUCAAGUGCAGCAGAGAGAAAUUAAGUCCUCCAGAGCUUGGCUGAGCCAACAAAAAGCCUCUCCCCAGCCUCGGUGGGUUUCAGAUAUGCCAUAGCAAUACCCAGCCCUCAGCUGCUCCAGCAUCCUCCUGGAGCACAGCAACGGCCAGGUGGGGGAGGUGAGGAGAGGCCAUCUGGGAGGAUCACACCUGAAAACAUACACCUUCCCUAGUUGCAAGCAACCAUCCUCUCUGGUGGGCUGGGGUUUGUGUUUCCAGGCUCCAGCUGAGCACAAGCACCACUGCUGCCCUCCAAGCCCCCCUCAGCAGUAGCAGUUUCAGGGAGGUCUCCCCAGUUCAAGCCAGCCUUGUGGAGGAGAGCAGUGUUCACCUACCAACAGCAUCUGAGCUCUCUUGCUGCGAGCCCACAAGCCUCACUGCAUCCCACACCACCGGUGCCUGGGGGCAUACCAGAGCUCAGCCACCUCCAAAAAUCAUUUGGCAGGAUCAACGGCAGUGGGGAAUACGGACACUCAUUGCACAAACCUUGUUUUAUUGGGAAAAAAACCCAAGAGAGCAGCGAUGAGGAGUCCUGGCAGAGCAUCCUGCAGCUGAGUGGCCCCUUGACAUGCCCUGCCCCUCUUGGCCAUGCGCUUCAGCUUUACAGGCUGUGCUUGGCCACCAAUGUGGCACGGCAGCUACAGCCCUGCCUGGCUGGCAGCGCUCCCCACGCUGGGCCAAAGCAUGUGAUUUUAACUAUUUAUUGUAGAAAGUUGGUAGGAUGCUUUUUCUUCCCUCCCCAGCGUUCGGGAGAGCAGCAGCUGCAGCCCCCAGGGGAUGUGCAGGGUCCCAGCCAAAUAAAGGUUGCCCACCACCA